UGGCCGGGGCCGGGGGGCGGGCAGCGGGGAGGGGGUGGCAGUUGCCUCCCGGAGGGCGAGGAGACUUUUCCACGUUGCAAAGGCCGCCACGCGCCCAGGCCGACCCGAGCUCUGCGCGGCGCCCACUGCUCCUCUCCACGUCGCUCCGAUGGCGUUUGGGGUCCGGGGUUGGCGGUCCCCGCCUCCGCCGCUGCUCCUGCUGCUGCUCUGGGUGACCGGGCAGGCGGCUCCCGUGGCGGGCCUGGGCCUGGGAUCCGACGCGGAGCUGCAGAUUGAGCGGCGCUUCGUGCCCGACGAGUGCCCGCGGACUGUGCACAGCGGCGACUUCGUGCGCUACCACUACGUGGGGACUUUCCCCGACGGCCAGAAGUUCGACUCCAGCUAUGACAGAGACUCUACUUUCAACGUGUUUGUGGGAAAAGGACAGCUAAUAACAGGGAUGGACCAAGCUCUGAUCGGGAUGUGCGUGAAUGAGAGGCGUUUUGUGAAGAUUCCCCCAAAGCUUGCCUAUGGAAACGAAGGCGUUUCUGGUGUGAUCCCCCCAAAUUCAGUGCUUCAUUUUGAUGUACUUCUGAUGGAUAUUUGGAAUUCUGAAGACCAGGUUCAGAUUCACACUUAUUUUAAGCCCCCUAGCUGCCCUCGGACCAUCCAGGUGUCUGAUUUUGUGAGGUACCACUACAAUGGAACGUUCCUGGAUGGGACCCUGUUUGAUUCGAGUCACAAUCGCAUGAAAACGUAUGACACGUAUGUGGGAAUUGGUUGGCUGAUUCCUGGAAUGGACACGGGGCUGCUGGGCAUGUGUGUGGGGGAAAAGCGCAUCAUCACCAUUCCUCCUUUCCUGGCCUACGGCGAAGAUGGAGACGGGAAAGACAUUCCUGGACAGGCCUCUCUGGUGUUUGAUGUUGUGUUAUUGGACCUCCAUAACCCCAAGGACAGCAUUUCCAUUGAGAACAAGGUGAUACCUGAAAACUGUGAGCGGAUAAGUCAGAGUGGGGACUUUCUCAGAUAUCACUACAAUGGCACACUUCUGGAUGGCACCUUAUUUGAUUCCAGCUACUCUCGGAACCGUACCUUUGACACCUACAUCGGGCAGGGCUACGUGAUUCCUGGAAUGGAUGAAGGUUUACUUGGCGUUUGCAUCGGAGAGAAGCGAAGGAUUGUGGUCCCCCCUCACCUGGGCUAUGGGGAGGAAGGAAGAGGGAAUAUCCCCGGCUCGGCUGUGCUGGUGUUUGACAUCCACGUGAUCGACUUCCACAACCCUGCGGACUCCAUCAGCAUCACCUCCCACUACAAGCCCCCGGACUGCUCAGUGCUGAGUAAGAAGGGAGAUUACCUCAAGUAUCACUACAAUGCCUCCCUUCUGGAUGGGACCCUGCUGGACUCCACGUGGAAUUUAGGCAAAACUUACAAUAUUGUUUUGGGAUCUGGACAAGUCGUGCUGGGAAUGGACAUGGGUCUCAGAGAGAUGUGCGUCGGAGAGAAACGGACAGUGAUCAUCCCGCCUCACCUUGGCUAUGGGGAGGCUGGUGUGGAUGGAGAAGUACCUGGCAGUGCUGUGCUGGUGUUUGACAUCGAGCUGUUGGAGCUGGUGGCUGGCCUACCAGAGGGAUACAUGUUCAUAUGGAAUGGCGAGGUGUCACCCAACCUCUUUGAAGAAAUUGACAAGGAUGGCAAUGGAGAAGUCCUCCUUGAAGAGUUCUCAGAGUACAUUCAUGCCCAGGUGGAAUCCGGCAAAGGGAAACUUGCUCCUGGUUUUGAUGCUGAAAUGAUUGUGAAGAAUAUGUUCACCAACCAGGACCGGAAUGGAGAUGGGAAGGUCACCGCUGAGGAAUUUAAACUCAAAGAUCAGGAAGCCAAACAUGAUGAACUCUAAACCUGGCAUGAGCCAAUUGGUGCCAGGGAGUGUGUGACCCCAAGCCACCUGUCGUGGCAGAACAGGCAGUGAGGGUGCGAGGGUCUUUCAGAAGGUGCGUCAUUAGCAAGUAGGAGGUGGGUCACAAAGUGCCUGGUGCAUACAUCGGGGUGGGUGGAUGGACAUGGUGAGCAUCUUAGCCUGACUGCCAGGGAUAGUAAACAAAAUUGGUGUAGAGUGCUUUGUUAGCACAAGAUGUGUCAAGAUGGAAAAGGUUGCACUGCCAACAUUAUUUGUGAGCGUUCUGGGAAAUUCUGUUAUUAAAGGACUAUAGUAUCACACAGAAGUUACAACCAUCUUGGAGGGAAUAGAAGAAAAAGUGUCCAGAAUGUCUACACAAAGAGCGUUAAUUUUUUUUUUCAACUUGUUGGUGUUUUUAAAAUGUGCUCAGAAGGGCAGAAGAGGCAGAGGGUGUGCACCAGCAGGAUCCCCGAGCACGACAGUGUCCUAGGCAGGCUCUGGUGACAGCCCUACCUCCUCUUCACACACACGCUGUGCUCUUCCAGUUCAUCACACCCCGUCCUGCUGCGUCCUCCCAUUGGCAAUGUGUAACGUGGAGGUUAAAAAGAGCCUCCCGGACAGAAUAAACAGUGAGCCAAACAAAAGGUGUCUCGGACCAUGGAUUCCGCCUCUGCUUACCCCUCCUCAUCCCCAUCUCUCUUUCUUUUCCACUCUAGACUGUGUUGGUUAGAUAGAUAGGGCUGGGGACUAGGCCUCACUGUUCAGUCAACAGAGCAUUUCACUUGGUUGAGAUGGAAGUGUCAUCCCAAUAGAUGGGGUUUGGAGACAGGGUGACAUUUCUCUGCUGCUCAUUUGCGUCCUGGAGAGGGUGGGCCCUGAAGGCCGAAGGCUGAAGGCUGGGGCCGGCUGCUGCUGUAGGACAGCAAGGACAGUCUACCUGCCUGCCUGUGCCCGCCUCAAGCAGUGACCACAUGACUACCUUUUGUCCUCUGUUCCUCAGUGGUGGUGGCACUUACCCCAAAGUCAUCAAGGAUUUUCCUUUUGAAACGGCUUUGUUUUGCUAAUUUAAACUAUUUUGUACUGAUGUAGCUCUGAGAUAGUUCAUGAACUUGCUGUGCACUUGUGGAAUUAAUGUUGGGA
This is a messenger RNA of Otolemur garnettii (small-eared galago), 3013 nucleotides long. It is a transcript of the gene FKBP9, whose product is annotated as FK506 binding protein 9. Gene Ontology annotation, molecular function: peptidyl-prolyl cis-trans isomerase activity; calcium ion binding. NCBI's taxonomy places the organism in Eukaryota, Metazoa, Chordata, Mammalia, Primates, Galagidae. The record is from RefSeq and is a predicted model, not a curated record. Bases 149 to 1873 code for a protein of 574 amino acids. The transcript has 10 exons.